Molecule: messenger RNA, 769 nt
Organism: Hippocampus comes (tiger tail seahorse)
Lineage: Eukaryota; Metazoa; Chordata; Actinopteri; Syngnathiformes; Syngnathidae
Product: metalloproteinase inhibitor 2-like
Biological process (GO): negative regulation of endopeptidase activity; negative regulation of membrane protein ectodomain proteolysis
Cellular component (GO): extracellular matrix
Molecular function (GO): metalloendopeptidase inhibitor activity; protease binding
Source: RefSeq, a predicted model, not a curated record
AUGAGCUGGAAGAACUUUGUGCUCCCCCUGCUGCUGUUGUGCUUGUGGGGGCCCUGCGAGGAAGGACCGCAAGCUUGCAGCUGCUUCCGGAUGCAUCCGCAGGAGGCGUACUGCCAAGCGGAUGCUCAACUCCCCCUGCUGCUGUUGUGCUUGUGGGGGCCCUGCGAGGAAGGACCGCAAGCUUGCAGCUGCUUCCGGAUGCAUCCGCAGGAGGCGUACUGCCAAGCGGAUGCUGUCGUUAUCAAAGCGAAGGUUGUUGGAGUGACACCUGGCAUGGAAGGGAAACUCACAAAGUAUGAUAUCAACCUCAUCAAGACCUUCAAGGGUGCUGAAAAGCUCUUUACUGCCAUUUACACCGGGCUCGACCCUGCAGCGUGUGGAGUCACUCUGACAAAGGGUGUUGAAUAUCUACUCAUGGGGAGACUGGAUUCCAAUGCCUCUCUGCACGUGCAUCUAUGUGACUUCUAUCAACCGUGGGAUGUUGAGCAACAAAGGGACCUGUUGUACCACUACGGCGAGGGCUGUGAUUGCGCGAUCAAGACCUGCUUCUCCUUCCUGUGCCGCGUCACUGUCCCGACAGAGUGCUUGUGGAGAGAUUACCCGCCAAAGAUGGGCAAUGGUAAACAGGCCCAGAACUUUGCUUGCAUCAAGGACUUUGUUGGCACUUGCACCUGGUAUGAGGGGGUUGGCCACCAUCGGGACGACCUACCUGAGAAUGAAAAGGAAACUAAUCAAUAAAAAUUGAUUAAAUGAAAUAUAUUAAACACUG